Molecule: messenger RNA, 32277 nt
Organism: Porites lobata
Lineage: Eukaryota; Metazoa; Cnidaria; Anthozoa; Scleractinia; Poritidae
Source: the annotation of a GenBank genome assembly
GAAGUCAUAAAGACCAGCACGGGAAGAAAAAUGUAAAUGGAUGCUCAUCAUGGUAAGCUUUGGUUAGAAGGAGACUUACAUGAUGUGGAACAUUCAUAAAAUAUUUACAGAUCACAUUAGACCAUUUUUUAUCUUUUAUUUCACAGAAUAUUUAUUUUACCAUGUUUAUACUUUGAGUCUCCCAAUUCACUUUAUAUGUAAAAUGAAGAUCACUUCAUCAUAUAACCAUCCCUUUUAUCCCUCCAUGCCACAGGAUUUUACUAUUUUCCUAACUGAUUAAUUUAUAACUUAGAUUAUUUUAAGUGGAGGUUGUUUUGUGCUUUAAACUGACCCGAAGUUAUUACUUUCUUAUUUUGCAGAAUAAAUUUAAAAAGAUUUAUAAAGAGCUUCUAGAGAAUCCUGAGAAAAAAAUAGUCUUUGACUUUUGUGAACAUAUCAGGCAGGUAAGGGACAUUUAAAAGAAACUGUAUCAAGUUCAAAUAAAUGAAACCCAAUAAUCUGAUGUCAAUAUUGUCUGUAGUAUGUUUAAAUGUGUAUGGUUUGAACCCAGAUGUCUGCCAGAAUUAAGUCAAUGCCAUAGGUAAGUGGAAUUUGAUUUUGCUGGUAAAUGUGGUGGGUACAUAUAUGACAUGGUGUGGUGUUAGUUGAUCGCUCACUUAACCCUAGUAUGAAAAUUAUGAUGAACCUAUAUUUCAGGUCUCAGUGUUGUUAUAUAUUUGUUCAUUACGUUAAUAUUCUUAACUUUUUUUCUAAUCUACAGAUGAACAUUAAAAUCAUUUAGGUCAAAAUAUACCAUAUGCCUAAAUAAGUUUUUGUAAGAACUCCGCUCCCUAAAACUCCCCUAUGUGAAAAUUCAGCUCUAACAUAGUUAGUAAGGUGCUAUUCUUGUCACUGAUAAGUAUCCAUUUUUGCAGGAACUGUCUUCAGGACACAUAGCUUACUUAUCUGCUUGUUUCAAGAAUAUAACUGAUGCACUUACAGAACUCAACCCAGACACCUCAACUUUGGACCAGCUCUUUGGCUUGGACUUGCAUUUAAUCAUACCAUUCAAAGCUUUGAUUCUUGAUGUAGUUCAAUAAUUAGCAAAAAGAUUUCCACUUUUUGCCAUUUGAUGCGUUAUACUAUUAUCUGUUUAAAGUUCUAAUAAUUAUAUACUUUUUAAGUGAGAAAAUAGAUUUUAAUGACUUGUUCCUUUGGUAUUUGUGCUUGUUGUUUUCUUUUUGCUACUUUCCUGAAGUGUAUUCUGCAUCUCUUGAACAAGGAGUUGUCUGCAUACCAGAUGCUGUAGAUCUACUACUUUCAUUAACUGGUUUUCUGAAUGUAAGUAUUGGCACCACUAGUGCAGUGGCUCAUCUGUAAUAAUCAAAGGUCAGACCAUUAUCUGAGCUAAAUUUUUAUGUGUUGCACGUACAUAUAACAUUAUGCAUCCUCAAUGAAUUCAGCGUAAACAGAAUUUCAUUGAUCAGUGCAGUCCGUUUAAUGAUGCAUGUACUUGACUGUUGAAUGAUAAAUGAUAUUGGUUUUUAACAUUUUCACAGGCUUUAUGCGAAAACACUUUGACUGGUGGGUGAAUUGAUAUAUUCUUAUCUUAAAUUUUGUUAAAUGCAUGAAUUCUGAAAAUGCUUGAGAAAUAUAUGCCGGGCAGUAACAAAUUGUUUUCUCGCCAGUUUGUUCCUAUUUUAUUAGUAAAUAAGCAUUAGCAGUACCUGAUUUAAAAUUUUCAUGUUCAUGACUGACAAGGUAGAAAAAGUCUGAAAGGAAAUAUCAAAUACUGUGACUGAGACAACAGAAUUUAAAAUAGAUUCAAUCCAUAUUUUUCCUUUAAGACUGUGUCGAAAGAUCGCUUUUUUGUGUUCUUUUUAAAACUAUUAACCUGAAUCAUUGUUUCUUGUCAAGGUACAAGAUAUUUGAAGCUUUCAACACUGAAUUGUAUAUUUGGUUAAGUAGCAACAAAAAGCCAGGAAAAACCCUCUUAAUUUAGAUCAAUAAAUUACUCAUUUGCUUACUAGCAUGUAGAAUUUAGGGAAGACAUUUUUGAAAAAUUGUUUUACAUGUUACAUGUAUUUUACUUUCAUACAAGGCAAGACAAAGUUGUUUGAAAUGCUGCCAGUCCUGAUUCAAGCCAUCAUCAUUUUGAGUGAUAAAAGGACCACCCUUCCUCUGAGACUUGAUGUAAGUUUUUUUUUAAGUCUGCUCAAGCAGUUUUGGGUAACAGGUCAGUUUAGGUCAGUUAAUAAAGUUUUAUUAAUUAUGUAUUGAACUUUCAGAUAUUGAAGCUAACAAAUUUGAUCCUUGAAGAUCUGGAUCAACCAAAAGAGCACCCUAACUUUACAGUUGAAGAAAUGUAUGUUUGUUUAUUUUUUAAACAACUUAAAAAUAGUUUGUAAAAUUAUUUAAAUUGUAAAUCAUAUACUACUAAAUAAUAAUGUGAAACAACAGAGGCACAAAGUGUCAUGCAUUGUCAACCCAGCUUUAUGGACACUGUUGAUCAGUGCACUGUCAAUGACUGAAAAUCCUACCUGUUGAAACCUUACAAUGUGUACAGAAGUGGCAAAUGACCUUUGAAACGUCUGGUCUAACAUUUAGUCCACCUGGCUGAGUUGCAAACUAAAAGUAUCAAUAUAAAGCCAGAUUCCAUUGUCGUUUUUCAAGAACAAGACUUGAAAGGUACUCCAGAUUGAGACCAUGUUAGCUUUAGUCUUCAUAUGGAUAAAACCUGUCUCUGUGACUUUCUUUCUGACAGCCAGACAUCCAGGUAAUACGGACAUUAUAUGGCAUGUCCCUUUCAUGUCCAAUUAUUAACCUGGUUUCCCUGUACCGCACUAUUCAGUAGAGUACCACAACUAAGAUACCACCACUAAAAAUUAAGGACUAUACUUACAGUGUUAAGAAAGAGGAAAACUGAUACUGGAUAUCAGUCAAUAUAACCGUUAAGUUUUAAGAAACUUACAGUGAUAAAGAAAGGGACUUAUUCCUACUAUCACCAUCAAUCAUUAAGGAAGAGCUGUAUAUAUACAUAUAUAUUUAAAUUUCCCUCUUUCUUAACACUGUAAGUUUUCAAGAAACUGACAGCAAUAGAGAAGAGGGUCUUAUUCCUUGUUUUGACUUUUCAGUAAUUUAUAUCCAUUAACUUAUCCCUGAAACAGAACAUUAGAACCCAGCACAGUCAUUAUCAAAAAGAAGUACAGCAUAAAAUAAGACCUCCUGAGGUGGAUAUCAUUGAAAUAUUGUCACUGUGCUUUUGGUUUUAUCAAGGGGUGGCCUCUAGUAAAGCCUCCUUCUUUCAAAUUUGUCCUUUAAGAGAGAGCUUUGAGUGCACAUGGAGUAGUUGUGUUUGAUAACUGACCUAGAUGAACAUUUUUAUCACACCUUUUACAUCCCCUUAGCUUAGAAGGUAUUAUCAAGUGUCAGCAUUGCAUUAAUGUAGCCUAAUAAUUAGAAGGCUCAAGCCAAAUACUUAUAUUUCAGUCACAUUUCCAAACAAAGACAAAACUUAUGCCGUAAAUUACUUUCUCUAGAGAAAAUAGAAUGGAAGAUAUGCUUGUCUCAGCAGGUGGUAAGUAUUAACAUUCCAUGUUGAUGCUUUCCUCAUCACUUUAUGUUUUAGAAUUUAACUAUGGUAUAAAGAUCAAUGGACAAACUGCAAAAGAAUGAAAAUUCAGAAAAAAAAGUUCUAGGAAAGUCUCUUUUUUUAGGUAUUUUACUAGGGAGAAAAAAUAAAUCUUUUUCCUUCUCAGUUUAUUGGCAUAUUACUUUUAUUCUGCAGAUUUUGAAUUUCAAGCAGCAUUCGUAGAACUUGUCUUUCGCCUAAUUCCAUGUGAUAUCAGGCAAGCAAAGGCCAAGGAAUAUUUCCGCAUUGACUCAGUAUCUCAGGCUUUUAGUGAUAUCCUCAAUGAAGAAUUUGAAGCAGUGAGUAAAAAAUGAAUGUAUUUACAAGUGUAAUUCUUUAAUGUGAAGUAGGUUUGUGAAGUGAAAUAAAUAUAGAUUGAGCAAUUCCAGUCUGAUAUGAAUUUCAAAAAUACCUCAUUUGACUCGUAUAAUCAUACAUAUGUACACUAACGUUUAAUAUCAGGGCUGUAACUAUGAUUUCAAGUUGAUGGGUAAAUGCAAUUGUUGAGCUGGGAAACAGCCAUGGGGCCCUUUUUGGUUCGAUAUAUUUUCCUUGUGUUUCUCAAUAAAGUAACCAGGGAUCAUUCUCAGAGCACCCGAGGGUAAUUCGCAGCCCCCGGCCCUUAAUGACAGACCCAAGUAUACUAAUUUAUAAAAUUACUUUUAAAAAUGUUUGAUUCACAAGUUUUUUUGUUCCUGUUUACUUUAGGGCUGUCGCAACUUUAUUAACACUCUCAAUCAGAAUCAUCAAAGGUAUUUAGUAGAAUUAGGGUUAUAUACUUGAGUGCAAAGGUCAUUUAAUUAUAUGUGUUGAGUAUCUUUUCAAAGAACAAGUUAUGAUUAUGAGCAUUUAGGAAACUUUGAGGUGAAUUUUGGAUAUGUUAGCCAUUUAUUCAAAGUACAUUGGUUUACCACUAUCCCAUUCUGGCAUACUUUGCCCGGUUUUGAUGCUUGUUUUAGAAAGAAAGCCAUCUUAUUUUCUUCCGUCAUGAUGCCAAACUAGUAGUUUGUUAACUAUGACAGAAUAGUUUAUCUUGUGAUGACCUUGGCAAUCAUCCGACAGGUACAAGUUGCAGUUGGUAAAUAUGUUAACUUUUCUUCCUGAGAUUAUCACUGUUAAAGGCUGUUCUCCCUGUGCAGAAGUAAUGAACCUGCAAUAUUCCAAUUAAAUCAGUCUUGCAGUAGUCUUUUGUCACCCAGAGUCAAUAGUUAGUCAACUGUUAGUCACCAGAUGCCACUUGCUGCUGCAAGGGUCUUAAACUUACUGGGAAAAAAAUGAAGGUACUGGCUUUUCCCUCAAAACGGCUUUGCUUGGGUUAGAUAUCCAUGUGAAAAGGCCUUGCCCUUGUCCCAGUGCCUUCAGUACUGAGUAGAUCUAAAAUCAGUGUUCUCAAUAUUGUUGUACUUUGGUAUAUGUGCUUAAUGCAUUGACACUUAAAGUAUUCUUUUAUGAGACUUUAGUACUGCACACAUUACAAUAUCCAAAACAUGUAUCUCCUUUGCAUUUUCUUUAGUGUGAUGCCACUUCCCUGUUAUUCAGCUACGUUUGGUACAUCAGAGGUAAUAUAGUGAUAUAAACGGCUUUUAGUUCUAAUACUUCUGCACAAUGCAAACUCAUGGAGUGUGUAAUCUUUAGUGUUUUGUAGGCGUGCUUCGUAUAUUUUUUGUUGUUGUUGAUUGAGAAGAAGCACAUAACAAGUAAUUUAUUGCAACAGUAAUAAUAUUGUAAGCUACAGAAAUAUUCUAUUUUAUAGGUUCAUAAACCAGUGGAUAGUGGCAUAAAUGACUUUUGGGUAGAUUUCAACUUUGGAAGUCAGUGUAUUUCCUUGGUCAUUCAGGAGACGCCACACAGUCAGGAUAAUGAAAAGGUUUUGACGCAAUUUACACCCUCUACAAUUUGAAUGUUUGAUAUAUAGGAUUAACAUGUUUGACUAUGUAUGUAGUGUUAAAUAGACUCAGACAGUAUAAAGAAGGCGUGAAAAAAUAUUUCUCAUAUUCAUGCUGUCUGAAAAAGAAUACAUCGGUUUCUGUGUCAAACUAUCAGAGACUCCAUCAUAUCCUUGUCGCAUCUGACAUGCAUGGCCUUAUUCUUUAUUCUUUUCUGGUUUGAUCAUAAUUUAGUUUAUUUGUUUGUUUUUUGCUUUCUUUAAAUAGGAAGGUGGUGGCUCUUGGGAAAUUGUGGUGAUAAAAGGAGACAACGUUGAGGAUUAUCGUCUUGCAGGUGAUCCAACCGAUCCAUUACGAGAUAUAACUAGGCGAACCUACUGAAAUAUUUGACGAAAUUGAGAACAAUUAUCUUCUGGUUAAAUCACCUUCAAUUCUUUGCAUUCUGGUUUCAGAGAUCAAACACGAUGAGGUUGCCCUGUUAUUGAAACUGAACGUUCCGGCCGCGGACCUCGUAUGCUUCCUACCUCGCAAUCCCAGCCAAUACAUCAAAAUUUCUUUUAAUGUUGAUUAUAUCCUUUUGUAUGUCAUGCUGCACUCAUUCUGAUACGUUUUGUGAUUUUUAGAUAAUUUUCUGUUUCAAGUAGCAGCUAUAAAAUAGUCAUUUUUUUAGCUGUCAUUUUUUUCAAGCUAAUGUAGGAAAUAUUUUACCCAGGGUUACGUUUGGAGCAGUUUUUUAUUGUGUUCAUUAUAUAUUAUUAUGGAUUCAUGCAUACUUCAGUUUUACUUAUCUUUUUUACUUGUACAUGUCGAAACAUUUUUACAGUAAAUCUGAGGCGGGGUUUGACCAAAAUGUUAAGAACAUGCUGUGAACAUAAGCGUGGUACUUUUGCAUACCGGUACGUUUUUGUUGUAGAGGAGAAUUUCUAUCGCGCUAAUUUUCUCUGUCAUGAAGUAACUGUAACAAAAAUUGUCACCACACAGUGCGUCGGGUAUUGUUAGCUAUUUGUCGCAACAAGAUGUUGCUUUACAGAGUAAUGAAUAAAGCCCCGUGCAAACGGACGCAACAAUGUUGGCCAGCAACUUCCAACAUUGUUGGAUGUUACACUUUGCGUCCUUUUGCACAUGUUGUUGCGCGUUGUUGGGAGUUGUUGCGCAAAGUUUGAAACCGGUCAAACUUUUCGCUACGUGCAAACGGACGCAACAACUCCCAUCAUCAUUGUUGGGCAUCAGUGUUGCACUUGGACGUUGCUUAACACUUGCAUAGCCCUGUGUAAUUGGACACAGCAUUGUUGGCCAACAAUUUCCCAACAUUGUUGGAUGUUACAUGUUGCGUCCGUUUGCACAUCCUAUUGCAUGUUGUUUUCGUUUUUGCGAGUUGUUGCACAAUGUUUGAUACCGGUCAAACGUCUAGCUACGGGCCAACAAUGUUGGGAGUUGUUGCUUCCGUUUGCACGGACCUUAUGCGUAACAUUUAUCAGCCACAGUUGAUUAUCAGUAUCACGCCUUGACACUAUCAACAUACUUCCAGUUUGACUGAUGCGUUAGCAAAGAUAUUCGGUAGACCAGCAAAAAGGGUUCAAAACAGUGGUGGGGAGUCAGAUACAAGUUCAACUGCUAACAAAGCUUCCGUAGCAAUUAAUCCUGUGCAUAUACGAAGCAAGAAAACAGAAGUGACACAUGUUAUGCCAACCGCCAGUAUAAUACUCCAGGUGAGGUCUAGUGCUUCGAAUCUUUCAAUUUUUGAAAAUUUAAACUCGAUUUUUAGUACUUAUAAAUUUGUGAGGGGUGAUAUACAAAAUGCGAGUUGAGUGUUUCAUUUCAUUCUGACAUUCAUACCAGGGCUCGCAAAAAGUCCCAUCGAGUAGUUCGGGACAGGUAGCUUUUCUUGCUGAGCAAGUAACUUAUAAACCUUACUCGCCCAAUGGGCAAGGCAGUGGCGGAUCCAGGGGAGGGGCCUGGGGAGACCAGCUCCCCCAUUAUGUUUAGGCCAAAAUGAGGCCCAAAGGGCUGAAGAGACUGCCCCCCCUUAACUUAGAGUGUGGAUGACCGCCCCCCUUAUCUGAUGGUCUGGAUCCGCCACCGCAAGGGUCCAGGCAAGUCAUCUCCUACCGAAAUCAUUAGCUAAGGGCGCUUUCCAAAAGUCAGAACUAGCCGGACUAGACAUUUUGGCAAUGAAAUAGGCUUUUCCCAAGAGGUUUUGCUGAAAAACCAUCUCCUUUGUGCAUAAUAUUUAGGAUUUGACUGAUUUUGAUUAAAAGCGAAAUUCUCGUAACGAUGGGAAUACUGGCUGGCCGGUCACUUUUGACAAAUGAAAAGCGCCCUAAGACGAAUAGGAAGUGGCCCCGGCCGGUCAAGCAAAUGUGAGAGCCGCUUGUUCAAAGGACAAGCUGGAGUUGAGGUUCUUUUUCGAGCACUGUACACUCGGCGACCCACGGACAGCUAAUCAGUUGCCGGUUGCAAACUUUGCUUGCAAUUAUGUCGUCCGUAAAUAAUCUUGCUGAGCAAUCACAAAACAGUACAUGUUUUAGGCAGAAUUGGCGUGAAAAGGGAGUCACGUUCCCAGCGGAGGGAACGAAUUUUGUUCUUGUCAACCAACGUGGCCGCCGUGUCCUCAGCUGCAAACCAGCAAUUCCCGGCCGAUUAGCUGCACCUGUGGGGACUCCGCUGUUUAAUAAUUGGAAACCCAGAAGUGGGUUGAAAACAUCAUGUUCUGUCGAGUUUUUAGUUGUAUAUCGAGUAAAACACUCUUAAGAGCGAAUGCACAGAAAAAUCGAGCAAAAUCGGCAAAUCGUGGCCACAGCUCAAAACCUAACUUACCCUCAUUUUCAGUCUGUAAUAAGGUUUUAAUGAGUUUUUAACACUGCUGAGGUUUAAAUUUCAAACUGCGACCGAGUUUGGGAAUUAUUUGAGAUUUUCGAUUUCAACGGUCUGCGGGCCUAAAAUUAGCCGCCGAACUCGGGAAAAUAGCCCAGUGACAGAAUUGAGCUGAUUUUUAAAAACCAGCGAAUAUAUUGGCAAUCUUCCACUUUAAUCUCAAAAAGCAGAUAUCUAACAAUUUCUGAACGGCACAUUUUUUAGAUUUAGAGAAUAGAAUAUAGACGAACCAGCAGAAUUUUGAAACGUAAUUUGCAUAAUGCUUAUACAUACAACAAUUUACCGCUAAAACAAAAAUCGAAUUUUCUAUAUGGGGGAAUUCUCCAAAUCACCCCAAAUCCCGCUUACUACCUAAUGAGAUAUGGUACUUCAACAUUAUCUGAAAGUUAGUCUGGUGUUCUUGCGAACGCUUGUAAAAUAGACUGAUUAUUUUGAGGUUAUUUCGCCCCAAACAACCGCUAAUUGACCCCAGGGUCAAUUGACACGUGCACGUCACCUUAGUUUUAUGCGUCGAUUUGAGCUCGUUAAAAGGGAGAAACUAACAAGAUUCUUUCAAUAUGUACCUGUUUUAAUGAAAUACACGCAAUCUUCAAAAGGAGAGGCCGUUCAAUGGGUAAUUUCUGUUCUUGAGAUCUUGUAGAUUGCAGCAUGGCGUCUGCGAGUGGACCUGAGUCUAGGUCUGUUUUCCCGUGGCUGCGAAAUCAGAAUAACAUCAAGAAAUAACUCUCCCUCGAAUCUUCGUAAGUGAAUCAGCUUUGCAGUGCCUUACCUGAGAUAAAAAGUGGGCCGAAAAGCAAACAUUUCUAGCGCAAUUUGGAUCCUUUGUGGAACGCAGUGUAUUGCAGAGCGAAAGGUGAGUAAACGUGGAAAAGUACGUUACCUUUGAUUGCGUGACCAGCCAGUAAACGAUAGUCUCCAGCGAAAAAUAGGAUUCGCAAAAAUCUUGCUGAUGUAUAUUUAACAGUUUGUUACUAUAAAUUUACACCUGGUUUGUCUAAAACUUUAAACAAUGCAUAUCUGUCCAAGAGUAUAACAAUGUUUCGAAAGAUCCACACCCUAAAUAUCUGUGGGCUACUCCUUUUUCCCCAUCACCGAUGUGAACUUCCUUCCUACUGUCUUUUGCAUGAGGCUUGUAUGCCUUUUUAACUGUUAUCGACACUUAAAACUGGCCGUUUAAGGCCUGGUUUAAGAACUUGACUGACUUAAAAAACCGUCGCGAAUAUGCGCUAUUAUUGUUGGACUUUGGAAGCUUUAAGCCCAAAAUGAUGGUGCAAUCUCGAGAAAUUUGCCCGGGUCUAAUUAUAAGACAGGGAACGGUUACUAAGAAAGGGACGAUCUCAUUUAGCAACCCGUGGACAAUCUGGGCAUGCUUGCCUUCUGUCGCAGGGGCAACCGUUAAGGCCAGGUACGCCACCCCCACCCGAAAGGAUUGCAUGGCAUCCACCAUUUUUCAGUCGCUUUUUCUACAUCAUGACCUUCAAUUAUCAUGAAUUAUAAUGCGGGCCUUGAUCGUUGCCACCUUACCAGAAGUCUAAUCUUCGCACUGUUAGACCAUGAGAAUCUCUAUUAUUAUUCUAUAAAUGCACCAUUGACUUUUCCUUGCUCAGCUUCCGGUAAACCGAUACUCCGAAGCAAAAAUAGCUUUACAACGACUCUAUCAAGGCCAGAACUCCUGAUGUCAACAAAUAUACCCCCCCUAAAGAGAGCAAACGUUCCCCGAACUAUUCACUUGACCCACCCCAUCCCUUCGUUAAGAAACACUACGCACUCAGUUCACUGGACAAAACGCGCUCGUGAAUAUACCAAACUAUAGCCGUUCAUCCUACAAGCAAUCUUAGUUUCAGCAGGCGUGGCCACGUUUCCAGUUGCUGUAAGAUUAAUUCGACACCUGCAACAGACACUGUAAAUUAAAUAGCAGCCACAACGCCCUUUUUGAAACAGUCAGGACGAGAAAGUUUAUAAAAGAGUUAACAGGUGUGCGCGGCGGUUUCCUAUUCUUCCUUCCCUCCCAUUGUAGCACUCAAAUUCUGACCCUGAUAUUAAUUCUAGUAGUAAUCAAUCGUUCCUGAACCUAUAGGCACAAGGAUACUAGUUUCUUGCAAAAUAUGCCUUCGGCCGCUGAUUAGGUUUGGUUCUGUGCUUUGAAAUAACUUUAGGAACGAAACAUGAUACGUGAGGGGCGUGUCCGGCUAAGGGCAAGUGACUCUCGGUGGUGAAGACAUAUACUGAGCUUGUCAGUAUUUCGUAGCCUGUACCACGUCGCGAAAAUAGAACAAGCCAAAGAAAAGUAAGACGCCUUUCUUUCCCCAGCCCCGCAGGUUUUUUUGCAUUACUUUUUACUGCACUGAUUCUACCUUUUCGAGCCGGAGCGAACAUGGACGCCCUUGGGGUUAAGUUUCCACUUCAUUUUCGGCACCUGACUAAACGCAAGCGCUGACUUGUGCGCCUAUGCUUCGUUUGCACUGAAGUAGUAGUAUAUGACCACGACAGACUUGCUGCUAUCCUCGGUUUGAAACCGCAAUGGGCAAGAACAAUUUCUUGAAAACAGCAAACUAUUUAAUUUUCCUCCUAACCCUAACCCAAAAAAAUAAUGUUUGCUGGAAAAUCACUUAAUGGACAUACAAUAGCAGAGAUAUCAUGCCUGUAAUUUUCUGUUCAAUGCACCUUAUGACAAGUCUGACUAAUCCACUGGUAACCCAUGCCUUAAAACCGCCUUGAAUCUUAAAAUUUAAUCCAUUUGCCUUUCAUGCGUAGUGGUUGGGGGUAAAAUCAGAAGAACAGAACAUUCAGUAAGUAUGUUUGCUAAUCAUCUUAGUUAACCGCCUUUAAAAUAGGAAAAAAGGACACCUGGUCAUACAGGAAAAUGAGUUCACUGUAUCCCGAAAGCUUUGGUUUCCCGUGCACUUAUUUUUCGCAGGAGAGAAUCGAUAAUUGCCUGGUCACGCAAUCGGAGGUUAGUAACUAAUUUUAAAAAAGUCAUUGAUACCAUCGCCCCUUAGCAAAUACACUACGUGCUGCAAAGGAUCCAAAUUGCGCUUAUAGAAUGUUUUCCUAUUCGGCCCACUUUUUAUCUCAGGUAAGGCACUGCAAAGCUGAUUCAUUUACGAAGGUUCGAGCGAGAAUUAUUUCAUGAUGUUAUUCUGAUUUCGCAGCCACGGGAAAACAGACCUAAACUCAGGUCCACUCGCAGACGCCAUGGUACAAUCUACAAGAUCUCAAGAACAGAAAUUACCCAUUUAACGGCCUCUCCUUUUGAAGAUUGCGUGUAUUUCAUUAAAACAGGUACAUAUUAAAAGAAUCUUGUUAGUUUCUCCCUUUUAACGAGCUCAAAUCGACGCAUAAAACUAAGUUGACAUGCACGUUUCAGUUGACCCUGGGGUCAAUUAGCGGUUGUUUGGGGCGAAAUAACCUCAAAAUAAUCAGUCUAUUUUACAUGCGUUCGCAAGAACACCAGACUAACUUUCAGAUAAUGUUGAAGUACCAUAUCUCAUUAGGUAGUAAGCGGGAUUUGGGGUGAUUUGGAGAAUUCCCCCAUAUAGAAAAUUCGAUUUUUGUUUUAGCGGUAAAUUGUUGUAUGUAUAAGCAUUAUGCAAAUUACGUUUCAAAAUUGUGCUCGUUCGUCGAUAUUUUAUUCUCUAAAUCUAAAAAAAUGUGCUGUUUAGAAAUUGUUAGAUAUCUGUUUUUUGAGAUUAAAGUGGAAGAUUGCCAAUAUAUUCGCUCGUUUAUGAAAGUCAGCUCAUUUCUGUCGCUAGGCUAUAUUGCCGUGUUCGGCGGCUAAUUUUAGGCCCGCAGACCGUUGAAAUCGAAAAUCUCAAAUAAUUCCCAAAUUCGGCCGCAUUUUGAAAUUUAAACCUCAGCAGUGUUCUAAAUUCAUUAAAACCUUAUUACAGACUUAAAAUGAGGGUAGGUUAGGUUUUGAGCUGUGGCCACGGUUUGCUCGAUUUUUCUGUGCAUUCGCUCUUAAGAGCUAUUUGUGUGACUUCUGAAGUGAUCGAUGGUGCUACAAAGAAAAUUCAAUGCCCUAUACUUUUGGUCGUGGUUUCCAUUUGUUCUUCUUUUUCAUGAAUCAUUAAUGAGUUUGGCAAAACAAUUCUAACGAUUCUAAAACUACUUUUUAGACUUUCCAUGAUAUAUCACUACACGUCUUGUUUUGGAACGUUUCAAUUGUAGCCCUAACUGGAAGGGUCUUUUUCCUCAUCUUAGCUUUCUGAAAGUACAACGGACCAUGACGAAGAAAAUGUUCAAAUGCAGGAAAAACCUAGUGGAAGAAUUAGUGGAGAUAACGAGAAACCUGAACGAAAUAGUACUGACAACCGCCCGGUAAACGACGUCACCUCAGACAAUGAUGAAGCUGAACAUGAGGUAAAACUUUAUUACACAGUAUGAAUGUAUGUGUGUGAAGCGGAAAACUAGUCUAACUUGUGAAGAAUUAACUGAUAUACUGCUCUUGUUCAGAUUGGUCAAACACCUCUCGUUUAUUCUUUAUUUAGAUAUGUUUCUCCAGACUCGUAGAAGGUAUUGUAGGUUAUAUACACAAAAACUAAAAAUAACGACAAAAGUGUCGUGCAAAUCUCACGACAAUUCUUGAACAGUUUUCGUACUUCUUUUUCUUUUUAUAUGUUAAGCCUGUGGGGAAAAAAAAAACGAAACAUAAUAUGUUCACUACUUCGACCUCCUUGUAUAACUGUUUGCCUUUCUAUUUUCUUCUUCUUAAGGCUGGUGAUACUUUGAAUGACGAUCACUCAGUGAACGAAGAUGAACCCCUGAAAGGCCCAAAGCAAGAUGAAUCUUCGGCUGGAAGUGAAGAUGAAAACAACGAUGCAUGGAAACAACGUUUGGAGCAAACAGUGCGUAGAGAUGAAUCCGAAAAACGUCCUAAGCAAGCUGAAUCUUUGGCAGCAAAUGAAGAAGAAAACAAAGAUGCAGAAACUACAGAAAGAAAAAAACCAUCCACAGUACCUGUAAAGCGGAUUUCUGAACGUAUUCGAUCGCGAGAUAAUCUGCAGUCAGUACAGGUAAGUCAGGGUCCUCUUAAUUCAGUGGUAACCAUCUGUUAGCUAGUUUAUUUUGACAGCACGGAUAAUAGGUAGAUCAUAUGGCGUAUAACACCUGUAACCCCCUCAUGCAUGUUCUUCUUCGUGACAUUUGCUCGGGAUCUAUUCCUUUCCAUCAGUCCUCCUAAGAUGUCUUCCUUCAAUCUGUGCAACCGUUGAGUAGUGUAGUAGGGAUGUAUGGUACCCAUUUUCUGAGCGAAAAAUUGGCUGACAUAAGGCGCCAGGUCACCGUGCUAGUUUAGGCCUUUCAGUGAUUUGCAAACGGUAACUAAAAUUAAUGUAAUAUCCAAAUAAAUGCUUUAGACUCUUGAAGAAAUUAAUCAGGCUACUGAAGUUAAACAGUCGAUUUAAAUGUUCUUAAAACAUAGCCAGUCUUAACGUCCUAUUGAUGCUGACAGUUUCGAUGACUGUCAGCCAUCUUUAUCAAAACUUGAAAAACAUUAAAAGUGUCAGAAGCCUUAAAUAGGCUUCUGAAGGUGUUAAUUAUUGCGAUAAACGCGCAAAGUCACUCUGUAGACGCCCCCUCCCCCCCCCCGGUUUGGGGGUGGAGAUCACUUGUGUCCAUAUGGGAGAAAGCUGAUAGGCUCCCUCGUCCCUGUUCAUAGUAGGAGUGUUCGAUCUAAUACAUAUGCUUUCCUUGAUCCAUCGCUUAAACUUGUCGCUUUCCAGUUCAACCAUUUCACUUGCUUCCCAAUUCAUAAUAUGAAUUUUCUGACAGACGUGGUCUGUUAUGGCUGAUUUAUGGUGUUCAUUAGUAGAAGCUCUGCGGGUGGAUCUUGUGAAAUUUCUGUCAGAAAUUUAGAUGGCUGAUAGUCAUCGAAACUGUCAGCAUCAAUAGGACGGUAAGACUGGCUAUGUUUUAAGAACAUUUAAAUCGAAUGUUUUAGACUGUAGGAGAAUGCAAAAGAUAUAUAAAGAAAAACGGAUUGCACUUACCUGAACUUGAAAAACAGCAACCGCUUUUUUCCAUUUUGUCUCAGAUCGUGUGAAUAUGUGACUAAUAAUCCUUGGGAAUAAUCUUUGUUUGUUAUAUGGCGCUGAUUUUGUCGAUGAAAAGCGCUUCGUUUAGUAGUUUGUUGUUUAAAUCUCGUAUUCAAAGAGAAUAGGCAAAGUCAUCGAAACCUUCUUACCCUUCCAAACCUCUUGAAUCUAAAGUGUCUGUCUGUGCUUUAUAUUUUGUUGUUAAUUCAGCAUUCUUCAGAGGAGGAUAAUAAAAAAGAUAGAAUGAGGAGGAAAUCGUUGCCAUCAGCUUUUAAUGUCAGUGGUAGACUGGCUGCCAGUAAACAAAAGACCAUGCCGACUAAAUCUUUGUCAGAGGCUGCAAAGAGUCGCAGAGCUAUCAGAGAAAAAGUGUUUGCCAAGGCACGCCGCUCCCCUACACGUAUACAGGUAAGUGUAGGUCAAUAGACUGAUUGACUUGCUUCCAACAUUUUUAAGAUCCAAAGUGUCUUAAUUUUCUUUUUCACACUUAUUCAGUUAAAUAAGAGAGUAACAACAGUAUAUUUGGUAACCAGUCAGGAAAGACUUAAAGGUAUUUUGACCCAGUUUCCCGUGUGAUUUCAAAUGAAAGAGUAGGGAGUUACCUUAGAAUACAACACCACACAGUGGUCAAUAGUCAUAUUGUGAUUUAAUCUACCAAUGCAUGUAUCCCAUAGACUGAUUCCCAUGGAAGCGAUUAGUCCAGUUUGCUAAAGCGUUACAUCCUUUCAUCACAAAUGAUCUUGAAGCUUCAAUCAUACACAUGCAUGAUCUUAUUAGACUAAACAACAGCCAGAGGAAUCUCUUACAACACUUCUUAUAUUAGCUGUGACUGAUUAUUACUUUGUGAUAAUAUUUUGUUCUAAUUAUCUAACUGAGGGAGCCCAUUCCUCAUAAGCCCGGUGGCUUCUCUUGGGCUUCCUCGCCAUGAGAGUUUAAGUAAUUAGAUUUUAUUUGAUUUGUACAAUUUUUGGCAAACAAAACAAUAAACAAUAAACAAUAGGUUGGAUCCAAUUUCAUGCCAACUUGUGUCCAUACUUGUGAAGCGGUUUUAGUUGUAGACAAAAGUGGUCUUCGUUUGCUUUACAUGCAUACAUAAAUGUACUUUUCUAAAGUGUCGGAAAAUAGCUAAGAAGCUAAUUGGGGACAAAAAUUCCUAUCUACACAUACAUUAAAAUAAUACUCAUCUGAAUAUGUACAUUAAAAUACAAAAAUUGAGAUUAAUGGAUAUUUAUGUACAAUAAAAUAUAAACAUUGAAAUAUAUGAAUAAUUUGAUCACUUGCAUAUAAAUUUCAUUACAGAAAGUUAAUUAUGUACCACAAGUCUGACUUUCCUAUCACAUCCUCACAAGCAGUAUGCUACUUGGGACGCUUCUAUUCUUUGACUUUUAAAUAAUUUGUCUACGAAGAACAUGUAAAAAAAAAGAAAAAACAAAGAAAACUCCCUAAACUGAAAAUGAAAUAGUAGACAAAACACGAUUUACAAACUAAAUGUCUAAUUAUGUUUUAUACACAUUGUUAUAGGACUAAUAGGAGCAAAAAAAGGUUUUGUUAAUGACUGAUAUAAAUCAUCGGAAAAGGCUUAUAAGGCCACUGAAACACAAGAGCAAAUUAUGCCAUAAAUUUGAUAGUAAAUAGAUUUCCAUAUGUAAAUAAUAACUAUUAUCCCCAAGUGGCAUAAAAACUGCUCAUGAGGAUGUGAUAGGAAAGUCAGAGAUCUGGAAUAUAUUAUCGUGCGAGAGGGUUUUCAUUGCAGUUGAAAAUUGGAUGGCGAGGUGUUCUCGAACUAGCCUGCUUAUUUCGCCUCAGAACGAGAACCUUUGAACCUAAAAACUGCCAAGCGGUUUCUGCAGAUGCUGUGUUUUGUUUUCUUAAUAUUUUUGUCGAAAAUGAACGGACAAAUGCAGAGUAAGUUGGAUAAAUAGAAUAUUUUUAAUUUCAACGCGCAUGUAGCAGAAAGUUGGUUGUAUUAAAGCGCUAACUGUAUUCGCCGUAGUUGUUCGAUUACUCAUUUUCUUCCAACAAUGCUUUGGGCAAGAACAACGUUUCAGUUAAGAGGUAGUUUGUCAGCUCUCUUCCGCUAUUUGUGCGUUUACGUUCACAAAUAUGUUAGCCUAUCAUUUUAGCAUUAAAUUUGACCAACAUUUUGUGGAGCGAUUUCUACGGUCACGAUUGCCUUCAAACUUGCAGACAUAAAACUAGAGAGCUCUGAGGCUUAUUUGUCGAAGUUACGCAAAAAUCUGUCGUGGGAUUUCGAAGUUAUUUUCAUUUGUCGUAAAAAUUAGGUUUUAAAUAUAUCCCGAUAUCUCAAGCGCUUUUAUAUCUAUAAGAAAAUAAAUAAAAUUUUCUUAAAGUUCCAUCAUUAUUUAUAAAGGAUGCAAAAAAUCGUACAAAUCGGUUGAAUCUUUCAUUCUGAGAAACGCGAAUCAAAAACAUAACCAACACGCAUAUAAAUAGGAACGGACCACCUUAAUAUGGUCGUCUUACAGAUAGAACUGAUUACAUUACAUUCCUGCUUUUUCUUUUGUUCAACGAUAACUUUAGACAGUAACGCGAAAGUUAAUCUUUACUGGUUAGCACAAAUUAAAAUUUUAUCGUGCCUGCUAUCAAUUGUAAGUUCUGCCAGUCCCAUGGCGUUGAAAUCCAGAGGACUUUGGUUGUGUGGAACUCGGACGGUAAAUACCCUGCUUGUACAACAAUAGUUUCUAUCAAUUCUUUCAGAAGGUAAUGGAAGUCAAGUAUGGUAACAGUACGUUACACAUGAUGAGCCCGGCAAGACUACGAGAGCCUAGAUCUGGUAAGAGAAGAAAACGCAUACUCAAAGCUUUACCGAUUAAAGGUUAUAAACAGAGGAAGGCAGACAAGCCUUUCAGUUAUAGUGAUGUUUCUUCUUGUAAUCAAGGUGAUGCCUCAGGUAAUGAUAAUGAAGACAUAAGAGAGAAAUGUACUGAUGUAAUUCAGGACUCUUUACCGAUUGCUGACAGUACGGAGGUAAGUGGAUUUGAGCUAGAUAAUAUCUCAAAAACGGCACUAAUCGUCACAGAUCCUUUGGAGGAUCAAAAGGAGGGGCCAGUGGGCACCUUACUUUUAUAUGGCCAAAUGAGACAGGCCACAGGGCCCAAGCGAGAGGACCCUGGGGACGAGGUUGCGCAGGGCCAAGAAGAAUUAUUUUCGAUGCUGGGUCCCUCUGUUAUCCAACGGACUAAAUGACCGGGUCUCUAACUUACGUAAAGAUCUGAAUCCACCACCACCACUGAUAUCAAACUCUGAAAAGAAAGUUGAAAAUACAACGUGUUGUGAAGUAUUUUUGACGAAUUACGAGGUGUAAUGAAACUCAAACACUGUUUCGAGUGCUUGAUAUAAAUUGUUUAACAAAAUGUUUUUGAUGGUAAUUUAAGUAUGCAAGUUGAAAAGGAGCAGUAUUUUUUAUCCAAACACGUCACAAUGUUUGAUUCUCUAUUUGCGUUAGAAUUUUUAAUGGCGUAUUGCUUUGUGUUUAAGAGGAAAACUUGCAUAUCAAGUGAUUUUGUUCUACAGCGCAUAGGAGAGCUGAAUAAGGUAAUGAGAAUCUCUCUCUCUUUUUUUUUUUGCUUUCAGGAUGAGAGUGGGCCAAAACACCAAGAUAUUACUGGUGGUAAUAAAGGAUCCCUAGUUAAGGAGGACAAAUCGAGAGCAACAAGACAAAGGAUAAACGUUGAUAUCGCAGUAGCUUCCAAAAACAGCAAAGCGGCAAAAACUCCAAAUGGAAAGUUACCUGAAGGACGAAACGCAGGUAAAAACAUUUGCACCACGAACUUUACAAGCUGCUCUUUAGGCCUUGCUAGAUUUGUUGCACUGAACCCCCUCUAAGCGACCAGUCAUUUUUAGAAUUUACCCUAAAAUAGUUUUAACCACUGACUAUCAGACCGGUCGAAAAAUAAUACUGUCGUCUGAGUAUUUAAUUUAAAAAGUCAUCUUCUGGUCGUCAUCUAGUCAAAUUUUAUACCCACCACCUUCACAUCCAUUAUUUCCUUAGCCGCCAUCACUGAAGGCUACAUCGCUCUCUGCUCCAUUGAUAAUCCGAAGUUGUUUACGCAACUCCUAGGCAAAAUCACAACUGCAGGAAAAAUGGCUUAACGUGUCAGCGGAGUAAAUGGGAAUAAAUUUUGGAUUGUUCCGGAAUUUUCUUUGUUAAUAGAAUGGAAAUAAUGACCCGCAAGGUUAUUUAUUGAGUUUCAACCAUGUCUCAGGAUUUAUGUAACAAAUAUAGCAAGAUAUUUUCCAUGUAUUUAUACUGGGGCCUUAAGCAACCCCGACGAGCACAGCAACAAAAACGUGAAAGACAACUAGUUUUGUAAGCAAGACAUCAGCUUUACAAGUGCAUCCCAAUUUUCUGUGACGUCAAUGCAACCUUUUAUGGAGGAUGUCAACACAUUUGGACGAUUUAUGCUUUCUCUUUUUCUACCUGGAUAAAGUCAUUAAGAGUUUAACUCCAGGCAAAUACGUCAGCAUUUGACUAUUUGAACGAGGUAUAGUAAGCGCAAUAGAGUUUAAAAGAGUGCGAAUUUAUUUUUUGUGUCAUUUUUACUUACUUCUUCCUCCUGCUUGCCCAAGCGCUCUUCCGUCUGCUUGUUUUCCUUUCUAGAAUUAAAAGCAAGACAUCAGAUAGAGCUUGUUUUUCUUUACAGAGUCUAAACGGAUACCCACCAAGAGGAGGCCUACAAGAAUGGAAAGGAAACAAAAAGAUACUCUACCCAUGGCGCAGCCUCAAGACACAGAGUCUGGUGAUCAAAAUGAGCCAGCAUUGAGUGGUAAAUUUACCCAUUUUUAAAAGCAGAUCGUAAUUUGUUGUUGCCCUGGUUCCUUGUGUAGCUUCCGUCUCGAAUGAUACAAAAGUAGAAACAUGAAAAACAUUUUAGUCAUCAAAUGUUAUUUUUGAAGAAAUGACCUUUUGUGCUCGUUAUUCUAUCUUGUUGGCCAUAGAGGAUGAGUAGUAAAACUGUGAGGUCUUGUAUUUUUAGAUGUCAAGAGGAGGACCACAGACCAGAGACGUUCACAAGGAGUGAAAAGAAAAUACCAGAAGCAAAAAGAGACUCGUCACUUGGUUGUGGUAGAUAGUGACUCAAAUUCUGAAGAUAAUCCUAAAAUCCGAAAUAAGAAAGUGUCAAGAGGUAAGACUCAAUUUGAAAAAAAAUUGAAACCAAACUUCAUGGCUUGGUUCCACUGUUGUGUUUUAUGUACGGAGGCAGCGUGGUCUGCAGGUUAUCGCGUCGCAUUCGUAUUCCAGUGGUCGCAGCUUUGAGUCCCGAUCAGACCACUGGUUAGAUAGGUUCAUGGUCGUCCCGAAGUAGUAUGGUGGGGAUGUUUUACUCCUAUAGCACAUGACCUUAUAAUAAGAUAACGAUAAAGGGCUAUAAAGUCAUCGCGUUAAUGUUUUCGCCCGCAAGUUAAUGAGAUUCCCCCGCAAAAAAAGAGGGGGAGAACGUCCCUACCAUACUACUUCCCAAGUUCAAAUCUUCGGUUUUGAAAGCUGGCUGCCUCCUAACAGCUUAGGUCUUUAAUCCUGUUUUGUUACAUUAAUUGUAUUUAUUGUCCAAAAUAAUUUGAGUGGAGUGCCAGUCCACCAGCUAGAGCAGGUAAGCUGUUGCCCACUAUAUAUACAAAGCAUUUACCAUUUUCCCCCAUUUACCUUGGGUAGUAUUCUGUGUAAGCGUCAGCUCGACUUGUAAGUGAAUUCCUCCAGGACACGCAUUUCUGACACAUCGUAUAUCGAAAGGUUAUUGGACGGGUAGAAGCAUGACAGAUAGAAUGACGGGCCUCGCUUUAACUUGAUACUCUUCUUUCCAGAAGUUAACAAAAAUUCUACAAGCAAGAGGUCUUCACAACGGAAACAAAAAGAUCUGCCCAAGGACGAGGCUGAAGCCAGUAUUUCGGAGAUCGAUGACAAGAAUGAGGAUCACAAUGAGCUUGUUUGGAGAGGUAACUAUACAGGGUUUUCUCUUAACAAGUCUAUCUUCAUUUUCUCAAGAUGAAGCUUAAAGAUCCAAGCCUUAAGUUAAAAGCUAGGUUUUUGUGAAAUGCAAGAUAUGGUUCAGUAGUUUACAGUUGGGGAAACUGGAAAGUUGCUCCUGAGAAGCUGAAAAAGACGCAAGGGUUUAUGUUUAAGUCUGAUUUUCUAGGUGACAGCGGCAGUGAUGAAGUUACAGAGUGCUAUGGCGAAACAGAAUGUUACGUUGAAGACGCCAGUCCCCUUAUAAAUUCAUCACCAGUUGCUCAAACUGUUAGCAGACGAAGAAGACAAAGUCUGUUGAGUGGAGACAGCCCUACGGGAGAUGUUGGCCUCUGUAUUUCAGCGAAAAAACCAGUACCCAAGAAAAAAAGGCCAUUAACAAAAGCUGACAUCGUUAUGAUGAGAAGUUUCACAACACCGCUAAGCACACGAGAAAUUGAACUGCAAAUGGAGGGAUCACCCCAGGUGAGUUAUGUGUAGAUGUUUUGAGAACUUUGUCCGCGAUUUCUCCUUCAUCUUUGUACCCCUUCUGCUGUCUUUCCUUUUUCUGAUGAGUUGAUGUACCUAUGUACAGAACUGGAACGGUUCUGUUUAUAUGAUAUGAGAAAUUGUAAAUUAGAUUUCUCAGACUGUGGUAUCUGUUAGUAACUGGGCCCGAGGUGGUUGGAAGGAGAUAACAUUUCGCUCGGAUUUAAGCAAAAAAACGAUUUCUAGUCUAAACACUCGUAACUGAAGCUUAAAAAAUAAUUGACGCUCUACUAAGAGACCCUGUUAUAUUAAUUUAAUAAUGUCUACGUGGAAACAAUGACUCUUUAUCAUUGAAGGCCUUGCCUAUCCUUGUAUACUUUAAUGUUUGUCUUAAUUUGUCAGCAGUCCGCUCCAGUGAAUUCAUUCAGAGAUAUGUUUGAGGCAUUUACAACCCCAGGUGUUAACGUGCUUGUUUUUUGCAGGCCCAACCGUCAGAUGUAGAAUCUGUUAGCUCUGAGGAAGAGGAUAUUCCUUUAAAACGUGCCAAGGUAUUAGGCCAUUUCCUAGUUCCCAGGGGCCUCUGUAUCAAAACGAAGUUAAGUGUUCAGCCUUUGAUGUAGGAACGAUUUUUCGUUCUCGUGCUAAUAAAACUCAUUUUCACAAGAAAGGUUGUGCACUCGGCCUCAUUCUGUCUUUUCCUUUCUUUGUACUGACUGAGGCAUAACCACACAGACACGUAAUUCGUCUCUUACCCAUCUUUAUAGAAAGAAAACGUGCACGACCACACUCGUAUCUCUGAGUUCUAUUUACUUUUGUAAUGUGUGCAAGAGAUGUCUCCAUCAAGCUUUAUUUUGUAAAGAAUAUGUUACAAGCACGAUUGUUCUUGAUGUAGUUCUAAGGGCUUUGUCAUCACUUUCAGAUUGCUCCAAAUCUUAAAACACCAACGGAGUUAUCUCAGCAAACAGACUUUAGUUACACCGCUAAACAAAGGGAUGAUAAAGAGGACGAUACUGGAGAAGAAUCGGACUCUGUUCAUAGUGAUCCUGAACUGGAGUAUGACUUUAAUCUUGAUAGCAAACCUUAUGGUAAAACAAGUCAUAAGAAACAAGGCAAAAGUCUGGUAAGCUACUUUUUUGCCAACCUUACUUUUUAAUCUGUUUCUUUUAUGUUCGUUUUCGGUAUUGCUGGGCUCUUUUCCGCUAGAUUCAAUCUAUCACCACGGGGAAAAUUGCACUGAAAAUUAGAAAGAUCUGUUUCUGCCCCAAAGUGUCAAUUCAGCCCUGCAGGACAAAGUCUGAUUCAGCCCUUCCUGGAGCCAUUUGAGCACAGUUUAGGCCAAAAAAGCUCGAUCAAAAGGCUAUUCCAGCCCACGGUAGGGCCCAUUUUAGCCCUGGGACCAAAUCAGCCCUAGCUAAUUGGACUGUAUUGGCCCUGAUUUAAGGGAGCCAAAUUAAACCCAAAAUGUACUCACCGAAAUGGCCCUGUUUUUAGGGCUAAAACAGAUCUUUCUGAUUUAGAGUGUGAACAGAGUGUGAACAGCAUAUAUGACCGCUUCUUUGCCGUUACGUUAGGUUAGAAAUUUGACGCGUAAAAGACACCCUACACGGCUUAUAAUUCAGCCGGUGUAAAACACUACAGUGUGUGUAAACCGUUAACCUGGUGUACGGCUAGUCACAACUAACAGUAGUUGCCUUUAUAGAGACCACCGUUUGCGUCCAGAAAUAACUUAAUCUUCAUAGACCACAUCCCUCAUCCGGGGGUUUGGGAGGGAGAAGACUGGAAUCUUCUCACAUUCAAAGAUUUUUUGUAUUAUUUCCCCGAAUUAUUCGCACAUGCGCGUUGUUUCCAGUUCAUCACAAAGAGAAUACGAAAAUUUACCAAAAAGUGAAGGCCAUUAGUACAGAGUGCCUGUUUCAUAGUGGUUCAUCAUAUUUUCCGUGUUUGCUAAAUCUGUUAAACGUAAUGACACCUGUUAUACAUAACAACAAAAUGCUUUUGCUACACAUUCCAAAGAAAUGUUCAGGGAAAACCAUUCAACAAUUGUUAUUGCUGUUCUUUCUCUUACUGUCUUUCUAUAGACUGGCCCAGGCUCUGGAGGAUCAAAUGCUGCAAAGCGUUCCAUGAUUUUACAUGACUCAGGUAGUGUUGAUUAUGGAUCACAGACCGUUUUUAUACCUAUAGUAUGCUUGAAAUGCUUCUUCGACACAAAUUAUUGGAAUUGUUUCGCUUCUUUUUUGCUUUGCUGUUACACAAGAUAUGUUACAAAACAAGUGAACCCAUUGUUUCUUUUAGCUAUCAUUGUUUAAAACCGAUUUGAAUUAAUGCUUCAAAAAAUUUAAUACAAGAGAGCAGCUGCAACAUCUUAGGUGUUGCUUGGGAGGCUCGUCUUUUAGAAACGCAUGUAGAAAGUAUCUGUUAGUUUUUGUCUUUCGUUCGCUUCACGGUCGAUUUACACUACAGAAAAGUUGAAGAAUGCUGUUGUUGUCAACUAAGUGCAAAAGAUAAAUUUACGGACACAUUUUUUAUUUACAAUAUCUGGUCGCUUAGCUGUAAAUUUCCUGUUGUCUCGUGAAAACUUGAAAUCUGUUCAUGUAUGACCCGUAUUUUAAGCAGUUUUCCGUAUGUUAUUGCGGAAGUCGUAACGUGCGACGUGGCGUUUUCUUAUUUAGUUGUGACUAAAAUAUUGCCAAGCCUUGAUUAGAUGGGAAUACUCUUCUCGUCCUACACGUUUAAGACCAGGCCUGGUUUAGGACAAUCGUUGACGUGAGACUUGCGCAAACGGAGUGCAAGAUAACUCUAGAAAGAGAUACUAUAGACGGUAAAAUAAGCAAGCGAAGUUGAAGAAAAGAAAUUGCAUGCACGUAGCAUGAAACUACGUCUGGUAUUUGUUCGAUCCUUUGUGUGUCUUUCUUGUUUAGGUAUUGGUGAAACACCGUUCGGAGAAGAACGGCAUAAACGGUCAAAACAACCGAGGAAAAGGACUCGGAAACCACUCCAAGUGUCUGUUGCAAAAACACCAGUUACACCAAAAUCAGAUCAAGAAGAGCCAGGUAAGAUCAAUGAUAUCGUUUUAUUUUUUGUUUGCUUGCUGGUUACUUUCUUUUUUUCCAUUUACUUCAUUAACUAAUCUCUUGAUACCUUUAGUUAUUCUUUGUCUCUUUAACUAUCCUCCUCACUUAUUUUCAGCUGAAGAUGAUUCCGCAAAUGCUGAGGUACGUAGCCUGUUUUGUGGGAAAAUGAAUACUACUCUUGGGAGGGCUUUGUCACAUUACUUACAUAUUAAGAAACGGUCCAGAUAAGAACGAUAGCACUGAACGGCAACGAACAUGUUGGAAUGCAAAAAAGGUGCUAACUUUUCUAUUGUCUGUACUUACUUCUGAUUGGCUUAAACAGCAAAAGUUAAAAAAAAUUCAUAAAGCAGUACAUAUAUUCAUCCUUACUUUCCAACCAUCUUCCAUGUAACAAAAUCUGGUCUUAGUUUAAUAACAAAGAAAUCCUAUGUGGGGAACAUGUAAAAUUGUAAACUUUUCUUGGCUAUUGUUUUCAACUCUUGUGAUUGGUCAAAAUCUUUUAACAUAAAAAAAACCCCCUUUCAAAGUGGAGUGUGAAUGCAUUUUAUUGCGUAAACGGCCUUCAUGUAGGUUUAUGCAUUCUCUGUGUAAAAAUGAGAACAUUCCUAUGUGGGGAAAGCACUGUUCCCGCAUAACAAAAGAAAUUGCUAUCCACCUUACUCGGAUCAUUACUUAACUGUAAAUUGAUCCAAGAAGUCAUACCAUAAGUACAUGUAGGUGCGAUAUGAUCUCCCGGGUGAAUGUAGUCCUGCAGAGGACUGUUGUUGUCAGUGUUCUAUCGUUACUGAUAAACUUAGUUGAUGGUACUAUACUCCAGUUUUUUGCCUCGGCUUUUCAAUCCACUCCCUGUGUUAAAAUGUUUGAUGAUCACUUGUGCAUCUAGGUUUUAAAACGUCACCAGCAGUCCCAUUCAGGAUAUUCAUGACUAGGCUCAAUACUUAUGUGGUGUAAUUUGUUUGUAGACUGAUGAAGAGUCUAUCUCACCUGACUUAAAGCCAGCCAUGGUUAGUGACAACAACUUUGCCUUCAACUAACCCUUCGAAUGCAGCCAUCUCCUGUCGUUCCUUAGCCUGCGUAUCAGGCGCUUGAAAAAAAAAACAGUAAUGUCAAGAAAUGUGGGCAAGAAAGGACAGGGCGCGCAUUCUUUCUUGCUCUCUUUCAAGCGCCUGCGUAGUCGCUCCCUUCGCUGAUGAGGACGUUUCGCGACGGGGAAUCAUGAGAGGUGGCUGUAUUCGCGGGCUAUCUUUAACUAGUGCCUUCCAACUUUGUGCGUCUUUGUUUUCUUUUUUUAAUACAUUAAAGUAGGUUUCCUUUAAAUAUAUUUUAUAAAAAAAAUUGAAUUAAUUAUAAAGCUUGAGUCAGCUCGGUUUUGGCGAAACGAGUGAACUAAUCAUCAGUGUUGACUUCUUGACCUUUCGUUGUCCCAAUGUAUAAAGUCAUGUGAUAAUGCUCUUGAGAACAGGUCCUUUAAAGCGAAAUCGUUCUAUUUCGAAUGAACUAGAGUUGCAUUCUUGUCCACAGACCAAUGGUUUUCAGCGUGCAAGACUUUUUGAAGUUACUAUGAAAAAAUCGCAUGGCAACAAGUAAUGUACGUGUACUAAUUGAUAGUAAUGUUCACCAACGCUAGAGAUAUUAUAGUCAGUCAAUCUUCUUGACAGUGAAAUUUUUGAUACUUUAUCCAAGUUUGUGAUCGGUAUUUAUCUCACUUUCAGACUGGAAUGCUCAGAGGAAAAAGAAAACUUUUUGACUGGUCAACUUCAGGCCCUUCCACCUCCCGUGCCCCAACAGGUACAGCAUAAUAGUAAAGACAUUGAAUUUCCCUGUUUCAAACUAAGGCCCUCAUAAAUCCGUUUUCCCCAGACAACCUUUUCUUUUUCUUCACACCACUGAUCCAUAUCGGUAACCUCUGUACAGUCACAACGACCAUAAAUGUCAAUACCAAGAGAAAACUAUUCUUUUCAUAUUGCACAUAUUAUACCUAUACUUUCUCAACGUCCAAAAUCCCCCGACUGGUUAACUCGAUUGCUUGGAUAUCAGACCAUUUACACAAACCACCCGGGUGGAAAUUCUGUGCACACCGUGAUUUCUUAGGGAGUUAUUUUAACUCCAAAAAUGGUGUAAAAAUUUUAGGUACAGGAUAACCCCUUUUUGUGGGUUACUUUAACUCCUAAUUUAACUCCGAAUUUGGGGUCAUUUUUACUCCUGAAAAAGAGUUCUUUUACUCCCAGUCUGGAGUUAAAAUAACUCCGAAAUGGGGUUAUUUUUACUCCUUAGUUACAUGGAUUGUUUUUACUCUUUUUGGUGUUAUUUUAACUCUGAAAGUGGAGUAAAAAUUUUAGGUACAGGAUAAUUCCCUUUUUGGGGUUAUUUUAACCCCUCAAUAUCUGGGGUCACUUUUACUCCUGAAAAAGGGUUCUUUAAACUCCUUUUUGGAGUUAAAAUAACUCCCCAAAAAAUAACUCCAGUGUAAGGAGUUAAAUUAGCCCCACUAGAGGAGUUAUUAUAACUCCUUGAAAAUUACUGUGCGUAAACAUAAAUAUUAUAGAAUUUGACGUGCUGGGAGGACGACCCGCCUCAAACUAUACCCAAAUCAGCUGAGCAGACUAAUGAGAGUAGAAAAAUUACAUCAUCGCUAAACACAGCCCAUUUUUUCUGAAGCUUCCCAAACGGAAUGGCGUGAACCAUUUGAUUUUCCAACCGGAAUUUUCGGUUUUCCCAAGUAAAUGGUAAGUACCCCAGCACUUCGAUUCCCGCCCGGACGAACAGUCAGCGGGAUCGCGGUCAUAAAAUAAGUGAGGAGAAGGGGCCGCUGCUUUUACAUUACUUGUUACAUCUGAAAAUGGUGAGGAGUUCUAAUCUGCUCUACCGAAAACGAAAAACUGUAGGCCCGGUCUCGCAGCUGUGGCACUUAUCUGGGGCCGGAUUGUGCGUGAAGGGUACUCUCACGAAUAGCCCUUACGUUCGACUUGAGCCUUACGUUUGACGCUUUUUGGCCCCGUCUACGUUAGGAGUACGGCGUUGACGACCGUUGCACUUAGUCUCUGGUGUAACCAUUUUAUCCUACCGACCCUUGUCUCUUGUGGAUGAGAAAGAACCACUAGAGACGUAACACUCUCCCGGUAGUGCCCAUCCCUAGUACCCGUCUCCUGCAGAAUUUCGGAUUUUUUAUUUUUUGCACUAUUUCAAGAGGUUACCACAAAAUUUACAAUACAUAACAAAGUAAGAAAAAAGAAAACAUUAAAUUACAUGAAUCUUCAAAGGUGAAAUGUACGCAGUGACCAAAUGAGCUUAGGCGUGUAACUAACUGCGUAUACGUUUACAUAAAAACUACAAGUAACGUAUAAGGGAGAAAGGACAAUUAAAAGUGCAUAAAGUCUUAAUUCCAAUUUUAUAUAAAAACAGUAGAAAUGAUUAUUGAUAGUAAGGGCAGGGAUAUCAAAUUACAGCACUUUAUUUGGGACCAAGCUUGAAACGGUGGUCUUGAUACGCUCUCUGUGGUUAAUUUGUUCUAAAUCGAAAUAUAUCCCGUUCUCAUGAUUGAAUUUCCUGAGUGUUUCGUUUUGAGACUGAGUCCUUGGUAACCCACAAUCAUCACCGAUCUCUCUGUUCACACAGCAGUUAAAGGUCCCGUCCACAGUAAACCGGAUAAAAAAUAUGCGGUUUCAAAUAUAUCCGUCCGAAUUCGUGUGGACAUGGCCUUAGUAGUAUUGAAGUGCCUUAGUGAUCGAUGUCGCUGCUAUUGCUGAACGUGUUACCAUUUUUCUAUAAUAACGAUCAUGAGAAAACCAGUCUUUAAUCUCAUUCUCAAGGUACAAGAACGUCCCGUACUGAAGGCUGGUAUGCAGAGACAGUGCACGUAAGAAGUCAGCAUUUUGGCAAGCCCAGAAAGCUUUCAUAUGACGAGGAACCAUGUGAGUUCAAUUGAGUCAAUUAUCUUCGGUUUUACUUUUAAGUUCUUCGUAAACGAUUGCAGUUGAUUGUUUUUAUAGAUGACGUUGACGAGACGGAUGAGGUAGUAACUGAAAGAAGUGGAGAUUUCAGGUUGGUACGAUCUGCUCGUUUGAAUAAAAAAAGUCCGUAUACAAGUCAGUUUGAGCCUCCUGAGAUAGUGGAAGUGUUACACGACUUGUCUACCGUAUGUGUUGUGUAUAAUUUUCUGUAGGAGAGAUAUUCAGAGUCUGAUAAGCCUAGCUGGCGGCAAGGUUACCCAGGCAAAUCGGGUAAGUAGCAAAGUAGUUAGGUUAUGUCGCCUCCAACUGUACUUUAUUAGCGGGCGAGGGAGGAAUCUUUGUACUCUUUUAACCCGGUGUGAGCUAAAACGAGAAAAUUCCGUGACACAAUGGCGUAUGCAGUGCUUCUUUUCAAGAGUAGACUUGAAAGAAUCAAAUGCCCAAAGUCGAGAACGCUUUGAAUAGUCGGCAACUAAUAGAUUGGUUAUGGUGUGGCUUGUUUUAAAGUACAUUGACACGUCGUGUUCUGCUUAACUAGGAUCGUCCAAAUAGUAGAAAUACUAAUAUUGGGUGUUUAAAUAUUCUGUAUUAAACUUGAAUAUUCUGUAUUUCACUAACCAUUAUCCGAUCAAAUUACCAUGACUUUUUACAGAAAGCUGGUCAGAUCAUCAAGUCGUAUGCGCUAAGAGUCAACGAACUGAUGUCGUCUUCCAUUGACACCUUCUGGAACGAACAGCAGGCAGCCAGGUAAAAAACAAAACAAAAAAAACAAUGAGCUUAUCUAUUAUCUGGUAAUUUGCAAAAAUAUAUGUACAUGUUGCUACUUUUACUUGUAGCAAGCGAUGCAAUUGACCACUCCAGAAAGUACCAUAACAUACCAUAAUGCUCUUUGUUUGUCACCCCAAAAUUUUGCGUAAGCAUUGUCUUCAGUUUCUCUUGGGAGUUAAAAUGGCCCCAAGAGAAACUGAAAACAAUGCUUAUACAAAAUUUUGGGGUGAUAACCAAAGAGCAUUAUGGUAUGUUAUGGUAUUUCUGGAGUGGUCAAUUAACUCCCGUGUAUGGAUCCCGCUUAAUUUCAUCCUGUGAGUCAGUAUUCACGCAACUUGCAACAAGCUGAUUGUUGCAAGACAGGUUUGAACGUGGUUGGUAAAACUGGCAACAUCGCUGUUCAACUAGUUUUGCAGAAAUAAUGUAAAAUAAGUUGCGCGUUUAGGUUGCCCGUGUUAUACUAGCUUUAGACCAGUGACGUUUCAGAAAUAAAUGAAAUUUAUACCCAAAAUUGCACAGUAGCCUUCUAACUGGGUAAUGCUACUGUUUUAUACGUGGGUUACAUUCAUACAUGUGGUAUACUAGUUGUCAAAGUAUUAAAUAUUACAUUAUUAAAAACUGAAUCAUUGUAUAAUGCAAUUCUAGAGCUCUGAUUGGCUUAGCCAUCAUGGUAUAUGAGCCAUUAUACCAUGCUCUCCAAAUAUGGUGACAGUACGUGUCUGCUCAAAAUUAAAAACAACCUGAAAAGACGCUAACUUUUUCUUUUCAUUUCUUAUGUAUACUAGUUACAGUGCUAUAAAGAAAUACAAACGGCAACUGGUAGACCAAAUUAAGGGCCUAGAAACAGACUUGGACAAAACGGCUUCCACUGUAAGAGAAAUGGAGGUAGGUAUAUAUGGCAAUCCAACGAUCGGGAGUCCGUGUCCUUGUCUCUCGAUCACACUUUGCUCAACUCCUUGGCUAUGAUUGCAAAUGGACAACCGGUUGCCUCCUGUCAGCUGUUGUUUUACAGAAUCCUGCUGUAUAUAUAUUUUUUUCUAAUUAUUUAAGUGGAGUGCUAGUGAACUAGCCUCAGUGGAAAACCGAAGUGCACUUUCACGGUGAACAAAUUGAAGCAUUUACCACUUUACAAUUGUUGCACUAUUAUUUUCCAUGAGAUCCUUUUUAUCUAGAAUGUACUGUGUUAGAAUUCUCACAUGGGUAUUAUUUCUGUUCCUUAACACUGAAUGUUUAAAAUAAAAACACGGAAAAUGAUGGAUUGUAACGUUUGGAUUAAGUCCGAAUAUAUUAUUAUUCAGUAUCGUGGAGCUGACAAUUUUGUUCUAGUCAAAAGCAUCUAAAAUGCCCAGCCUAGUUUUAAGUUACCAGUUGGAAAAUAUACUUUGGAUCACUGCAGUCUUUUUCCCGUAAGCACUCUCAUCUUAUAUUUCCAGAGUACCUUUCUCAAACACUGCAAGGUUCUCAAGAACCAGAGGCAGGUCGAAGAAAAGAGGUGAGUGAUAGCUUUUAUCAUACGCUGGGCUAAGGGAAAGUUUUGGUAAAUCAACUGUUUGUAGCAUUUCCUGAAAGUAUGUCGGUCUUGUUUUGGUUAGUCACUCAAAAAAAUUAAAUCCCAUCUUUAUGCGAUUAACAAGUGCUAGCUUAAGCAGUCAUCGCCCGGUCAGUUGAUCUACUGGCCAACAAUGGCAAAAUCAAGGUCUGAAGGGAACUAGCAUGGCUGAUUGAUCAAGAAUUUGAAAUUUAUUUACGUCAAAUUUUGUUUGGAAAGAAUGUUUGGUUUUCCCACAGGCGUCCCAAGGUCACGUUACGAGUGUGGAUUGUAAAUGUACUUUGUCACAAGAGAGUCGGUGCCGCAUUACAGGCGACCGUUGAGACGUUGUAUGAGAAAUGAAACACUGAGGUCUGCAAACGUUAAAUAUCAUUAUAUUGUACCUUUUUUUCUAUAAAAUAAAUGAAGGAGACUUACCUUUGAUGUAUUCCUGUGUUUUGUGGGAAGAAUUCAUCGAGUUAGUCGUUUUUUGGCUGUUAUUGUGUGUCCCCUGUCACUCGUCACACAAUAACAGCCAACAUUCCACACUCGUAACGUGAGCUUGGGACGCCUGUGCUUUUCCUUGAAUGUGAGUUUCGACGAAGAAAGGCCCAAGAAUGGCUUUUAAAGAGCAACUUUCUUGUCAUACUGUUUAUCCUGGUCGUUAUGCUAGGUUUAGAAGAAUUCAGCAACUGCAGGAAUUAAUGGAAGCUGAACUGACAAUGAUAGAACAAAAACGAAAUAAAGAAAAGGUAAAAAAAGUACAUAAUCGCCAGUGUUAUAAACAACUGACAUUAUUAAAUGAACAGCCUCAUUCUACUGAUUUUGAAAAUCGAUAGAAUCCUCCAGAAUACUACAAGAUGUCGUCUUGUUUUAGCGGACUGCAUUCUUUAUUGUGAAUUUUUACACUUUCUUGUUGUACCCAAGUUGGAACGAAAAGUUAAUAGAAAGUGUCAUGACUUUACUUUCAGAUAAAUCUACUUUUAGUGCUUACGCUAGCCGGAAAAAGUAAAGCGAUGUGUACAAUUCUUUGUUAUCUUUGUUGUUUUUCGUUUUCAGGCCACUUUACAGGCCGAGUUGGAAAAAGAAACGGCUAGAUUUCAAAAGAAAUUUCUUCAAGAGACAGUAAGUGAAACGAUAAACUUUGAAAGGAAUUUGUCAUUGAAUAUAAUGACAAGUCAAUGUUUAUAUCCAAACGUUGUCCGGUCGUACUGUUGAUGGAUUUUUACUGCUGUACCAAAAAGGAAAAAAACAUGAGGGUCAUUGAGAUUUCUACUUUUGCACACGCGUUCAAUAUAUGACGUGGGUGACAUGCUCACAGUCAGUAUACAAAUGAGCAAUAAGUGCGAAUUCUUUUAUUUGGAAAAAUUUUUCCUGGGUUAACUUUCAGGUCGACCCGAAUACAGCAGAAAACCCGCAACCAGGAACCGGGUUUUUAAGAACCUGUUAGGCUAAAAUAUACCAGUUAGGCUCCCGCUUUACAAGAACCUGUUUAGCCUAAAAUUUGAAACAGGUUCUUAUUUUCUAAAAUCUAUAAAAAAAAAUCUGUACAAUUAAGCAAAUAAGAUAAGUCAACAUUCAUGAUCCUCUUUGGAGAUAUAGGUGCAUGCCUUAUCACUUCAACUGCAAUGUAAUGUUAUGCAGAUCUUCUAUAAGGAUUAAUCCGAAUAUCACUAAAUGCUCUUGGCUACAAUGUAUUUUUCCUUCAGAAUAUAAGAACCUAUUUAAGAACCUAAAUAGCCUAAAUUUGUGCUAAAUACCAUUUAUGUAAACUUGGAAAAAUACGGGUUGUUAGUUGCGGGUUUUUACUGUUUCUAGGGAAGAAAAUUAACCCAUAGACCACAAAAUUUCUUACUUAACCUUUUGUUGAUGGUGGUGUUGUUGCAUGAUUUUACGUAUAAAGUCAGCGGUAAACAAAAAACACACUAGUUGAAGUUUCUCUGGGCGCCAAUCAUUAUGCUUUGUCAGUAAAGCGCGGGAUGUUCUGAAGCGCAGAUCAGAGAUUCAUGGAAAACGAAAAUAACACUUGUUUUUUUCUCCGUAGCGCAAACAGAAAGAAGAUCAGUUGAAGAUGAUCUUGAACAUCAUGCGGAUCCCAUAA